This is a messenger RNA of Striga hermonthica, 321 nucleotides long. The record is from the annotation of a GenBank genome assembly. Lineage: Eukaryota; Viridiplantae; Streptophyta; Magnoliopsida; Lamiales; Orobanchaceae.
AUGUCGUCGGCCGCCGGAUACAGCAGCCUGCCGCCGUACAACCGCGCCAAAUCGAGCAUCCACUCGCUCUACGCCGUCCGCCGCCCGUGGCGCGAGCUCCUGGCCCGCCCUUCGUCUUAUUCGGUGCCCCACGGCCUCGGCGACUUCGCCUCCCGCUUCCGGCUCAACCUCGCUCAUUUCCGGGUCAACUACGCCAUGGCCGUGCUCGUCGUCCUUUUCCUGAGCCUGCUUUACCACCCGAUCUCGAUCAUGGUGUUCCUCGUGGCCGCCGCAAGCAAAAACAGAGCAGCCAAGAAAUGCAGCAGCACAAAACUUACCUAA